AUGUCGAACGACAAGAACGCACAAGAACUCCUCAAGUGGGGUCUUACCCACUCUUCCAAUGCUGUCACCGCCGCCUCCGGUCCGUCGGUCGAACAAAUCUCUGCAGACAUCGAAGCCGGUCGACGUCCCGAUCUGGCCGACCCGCACCUAUACGACGCAAUCAUGGGCAAGUCUGAAGCCCAGAUGAUGCGCGAGGAGCUCUCUGUCGCAGUCGACCCCACGCGCACCCUCGACGACCGCUGCACCGCCUUGGAUAACUUCGAGAUGCUCAUCGAACAGAUCGACAAUGCGAACAACAUUACCUCGAUGAAGAUGUGGGCGCCCUUGAUUGCGUUGUUGUCCGCGAGCGAGGCCGAGCUCCAGACGGCGGCGGCGUGGAUCCUGGGCACGGCGGUGCAAAACAACGACAAGGCGCAGAUGGCCGUGCUCGAGUACUCGCCGGUCAGCUCCUUGGUGGAUCUGUUGCAGAGCGAGAACGCGGAGGUGCGUGCCAAGGCCAUGUACGCACUAAGUGGGUUGCUGAAGCAUAACCCGGCGGCGAUGGACCAGUUCGACCAGAUGGAUGGCUGGAAGGUGUUGAAGUCGGCACUGGUCGACCCGAACAUUGGCCUGCGCAGAAAGACGGCAUUCCUGCUCAACGCGCUGCUCUUCCAGGACCCCAACCUCUUCGACUCGCCCUCAUCCUCCACCACUCCUUCCAACACAACCACAAGUACAGCCACGGCGGUUGCCCCUGUCACACCAGCGACCACGGCGGCAGGCGCACCAGCAGCCCCCCUCGAACGCGGGCCCGAAACCCUACUGACAUCCGUCCCGCACCCAAACGUCUCCCGCGCCCUCCUCACCUCCGGCCUCCUCCACACCCUCAUCUCCUCCCUCCUUCCCUCUGACUCCAAUCACGCCGAUCUCCUCCCGCCCUCCGGUCCCGACGGCGACGCAGACCCCCACACCGACUUGGACUAUGCAGAAAAAGCCGCUACUGCCGUCUUGACUUUCACCGCCAAGCUCCCCCCAGCCGGCACACCCGCGCAGCUGGACGACAAGUCAAAGGCGCUGCUCAAGGCGCUGCUCGAUCAGUUGCAGGGUGCAGCCCUGGACGCUGCAGACGGGUCGACUAGCAGGUGGGCGGAGCUAGGGAUCGAGCAGCAAGACUUCGACGCCUUCAAGCAGAGAGUCGAGGCUUUGUGA
Sporisorium graminicola is the source of this 1188-nucleotide messenger RNA. RefSeq lists its product as uncharacterized. The record is from RefSeq and is a predicted model, not a curated record. The transcript has a single exon. Bases 1 to 1188 code for a protein of 395 amino acids. NCBI's taxonomy places the organism in Eukaryota, Fungi, Basidiomycota, Ustilaginomycetes, Ustilaginales, Ustilaginaceae.